AUGGCUUCUACAUCCUCCGGUCCAGUGGUGAUGACGUUGAAAGCAGCGGACGAUGUGCAAGACGGCAGCGAUGAGUUCAUGAAUACUGGCAAUCUCAUCCGGAAACUUUAUCCGAAGGAGAAGCAAUGCCGUGCUGUUUGUUAUCCAUUAGAAGCGUCGAAGGCGCUCGAUUACCAUGCGAGAACUUAUGCGGAAGAGACGCUUUGCGGUCGGAUUGGGUUGCAGCAUCCCGCAUUCACACUGUUCAUCUUUAGGAUUAUCCGGGCUAUAUCGCAUUUUCACGGUUCGGAUUAG
Strongylus vulgaris is the source of this 294-nucleotide messenger RNA. NCBI's taxonomy places the organism in Eukaryota, Metazoa, Nematoda, Chromadorea, Rhabditida, Strongylidae. The record is from the annotation of a GenBank genome assembly.